This is a messenger RNA of Aplysia californica (California sea hare), 1676 nucleotides long. Its product is annotated as 28S ribosomal protein S35, mitochondrial. The transcript has 8 exons. Gene Ontology annotation, molecular function: structural constituent of ribosome. The coding region runs from base 32 to 1126 and encodes 364 amino acids. The record is from RefSeq and is a predicted model, not a curated record. Gene Ontology annotation, biological process: mitochondrial translation. Gene Ontology annotation, cellular component: mitochondrial small ribosomal subunit. NCBI's taxonomy places the organism in Eukaryota, Metazoa, Mollusca, Gastropoda, Aplysiida, Aplysiidae.
UCUAUUAAUAGCACUUGCCGAGAAAAGCAAGAUGGCGGCGCUCAGCAGAAAACGCUUGACGGACAUUCACAAGCAUCUCAUCAAUGGGCGAACGGCGGCUUUUGCUCGAUUAUUUCAUUCCACAAGACUGAAUCAGCAAAAUGAACAUUCAGAACAACAAGAAGGAGAGUUCAGAGUGUUUGAGAUCGAAGGUCUGAAGCCUGUGAAAACAGAAAGGUUUGCAAGACGACAAAAAAAGAAACCACCCCCACCACGGUUCCGAAGUAUGGCAACGGAUCAGGACUGGACAGACGUCUGGCCCACAGCGUCAACAUUUAAAUGGUCUGCUGUUCCUUUCCCAGUUCGUCAAGGCUUUGUUGAGAAUUCCUCAGAAAAUGAAGGUGUAGUUCCUGCAAAAUAUGCUAACUUGGAACUGAUGAAGCCUCCCAACUUCCUUCACUUGACACCUGCUCAUGUGAAAAAACACUGUGAUGCUUUAAAAAAAUUCUGCACUGCCUGGCCUGAGGGGUUGGAGACAGAGGAAGACUGUCGUCAUCAUUUUCCUGUUGAGUCGGUCACCAGUGACUAUGUGUUUGCUGCCCCGUCCCUUAGAGAUGACAGAGCUCGAGUCGCUUCAAUAAAGUUAAACCUCUCUGAUUUGGAGCUGGAUUACCAUUCGAGGGAUAAGUUUAUCCGAUUAGUGGGUGAUCGAUAUAAUCCUGACACAGAUGAAGUGAUCUUUGAAAGUGACAGAUGUCCACUGAAGUCUCAGAAUCUGGAAUACGUCAACUUCUUGUUAACAGCUGUUUAUUUUGAAUCAUGGAAACGUGAAGGCUGGGAGGACCAGAAAGAGUUGUCUGACAUGGAGAGUUACUUUUGGGACAUAAAUGCCUCCAGGAAAAAUAUGGUUAGUCUUCUGAGGACUAUCAAGGAAGCAGAUGAGAAGUCUCCUGAGGCUGACAAAGGUUUGGGUUAUCUCCCCUCGGACGUGGCGAACGAGGACGCCAUCUGCCAGCUGGAGGAGGUACAGCAGUACAAGGUGGCCGUGGAGGAGCUCUUCAACGAAGGGGAAAACAUCGAAACUCUAAACAACUACAAGGCAGCCGUGACCAAAUUAUUGAAUCUGAAGAGUGAUGCAGCAGUAUAGUUUUGUUCUAUGCUUUUCUUUAUGGUGUGUUUUAGUGAUGCUGUGGUGUGACUGACGUUGAAUGUGUUUCACAGUGAAUGUGUAGAGAGUAUGAGUGGGGAACUUGGUGCUGCAAAGUCAGAUAUGGUGACCGUAUUUUUGUAAGAUUAGUUGGAUGUUGUUUUCCCAAUUGAAGAUUGUGUGAUUUAAAUAUGGUGAGUGUCAUGAAAGUGUGGAGAGUGAGCUUGAUGCAACUUUGGUCAGAAAAGUAUGUUUUUUAAACCAUCAGUAUGUUUUAAAUUUUAUUUUAGGAUACUGUGAUAGUGUUUUUUGAAAAGUAUGAUUGAUGAAUUUGUGAGUCGGAGAGUGAAGCCCUACCACUCUUUGCACAAAUUGUCAGUCAGUGUGACGAACUACUGGAGUGAAAUGAGUUCAAUGACUUUUGUAGACUGCAUGUUUUUCUUGUUUUUGUUUUGAUGGCUUUGUUUACUGGGAAUGUAUGUGAUGUGAUCGAAGAUGUUGAUAAAGAGAAUUAUAGCAUGUUCAAUGUAAAUAAAUGUAAAGAAAAUCA